AUUUGUGCGUAGAACCAUUUCCCUGACCUGCAAGAUAAAUUCUCGAGGAUAGAUACAAGGAGAAGUUACGAAGACAUGGAAAUUAAGCUAGUAGCUAGUUCUGACCCGUCACGUCUACACGUAUGUAGUCCUAAAAUUGCCGGAGAAAUAACAAGCAAAAUAAAGUCUCGCACCCCUUUCCGAACGAAUUCCACGAGAGUUCCCGGUUCGAUUUAAAUAUCCCGUACUUUUGUUACAAAAACUGACCUGGACUCGACCUGCUUCUUCCUUCCAAGUGGGCAGCGCGAAGGCGCCCAGAAAGCCUGUGUGUGCGUGUGCUACGUCUGUCCGAAAGCAAUAGGCUUCGCUCCUUCCUUGGUUCGCGCCAACCUUCUCUGCGGUUUCCCGCGCUCCAUGCCAGAAGCUGCCUCCUCGUCCAGAUCGAGGAACCCUUCAAACCCUCCCAUGGGUAUAAACCGGCGGGCGAGGGCGACCACCCCAGCCCCAUUCGCCACCGCACCGUACGCCGCCGGCCGAGGGAGACCAGCUAUCUGUCUGUCUGCCGCCCGCGAGCUAAGCUAGCUGGAGAGAGAGCGCGCGCUCGCGAUGCCGUCGUCCAGGCUCGUGCGCAAGGACGGCGAGUGGGGCGGCGGCGGGGUCGCGCUGGAGGUCACCGUGCUGUCGGCCGAGUCGCUGCGCCUGCCGCCCACCUACUCCCCGCUCCCGCGCCGCCUGCGGCCCUACGUGGCGGUGUCCUCCUCCUCCUCGUCCUCCUCCGCCGGCUGCAGCACGGGCGUGGCGCGCGCGUCGUCGGGCGCCGGGGAGCACUCGUGGGAGGACGCGCGCCUGGUGGUGCCCGUGGGCGCGGGGUUUCUGGAGGGCCGCGACGACGUGCGCGUGGCGGUGAUCUCGGAGUCGGGCUGCGCGCGGCUCGUCGGCGACACGCCGCUCGGCUGGUGCCGCGUGCCGGCCGCCGACGUGCUCGACGGCCUCCGCCCGCCGCGCUCGCUCCGCAGGCUCAGCUACACGCUCCGCUGCCCGCGCCGCGGCGGCCCCGGACACGGCGUCGUCCACCUCGCCGUGCGCGUCCUCGGCGACGUCCACGUCGCCCGCCCAGACCCGGCCCCGCCCGCGCAGCCCGGCUGGUGCCGCGUCGCCAUGGGCAUCCCGGUCUCCGGCGCCUCCGCCGCGGCCGUCGUCGGCACGCCGUCGCCGUGGGCGUGGAGCCAGGCGUCGCGAUGACUGCUCGCGACUAGCCGUGGAAGAACGGUGGAACUUGCGCGCGCGGGCGCGGCGACCGGUUCUUGGGUUUGACUAAUCACUGCCCGGAGGCCGGAGCACGCACGUACGUACGUAGCCGCCGGACGCGGAGACGAAAGCGACGGCUGAUUAGUCAAAGCUCAAAGCUAGCUGCCGGGCUGAUUCCUCGCAGCUGCGCACGGACGUACGUGACAGUGUCUGAUUGGACGCGCUCCGCUGCCGGCUGGCCGGCCGUCGGCGGCGGCGGUGCUUGACCCCGACGAGUGGAAUACGGCCGAACGUGCCGGUGUACAUAUAUACACACGUCAUCGUCUAGGGAAGGUUCCUUGCUAGUGAUGGAGGUUAUGUGUGAGGGCAUGCGCAUCUCUGUCGUUCCAAGUGUAAAUUCAGUUGUUCAAAAAAAAAGUGUAAAUUCAGUAAAUACUGGAGUAUGUACAAAGGCUGAAGUGAAGUUUUUAGUGCGAACUAGACAACUUUGGAUGCAA
Messenger RNA from Hordeum vulgare subsp. vulgare (domesticated barley), 1724 nucleotides. RefSeq lists its product as uncharacterized. The transcript has a single exon. The coding region runs from base 586 to 1221 and encodes 211 amino acids. The record is from RefSeq and is a predicted model, not a curated record. Lineage: Eukaryota; Viridiplantae; Streptophyta; Magnoliopsida; Poales; Poaceae.